This is a messenger RNA of Haplochromis burtoni (Burton's mouthbrooder), 2351 nucleotides long. RefSeq names its product myoblast determination protein 1 homolog. The record is from RefSeq and is a predicted model, not a curated record. The transcript is spliced from 3 exons. The coding region runs from base 149 to 1045 and encodes 298 amino acids. Gene Ontology annotation, biological process: muscle organ development; positive regulation of myoblast differentiation; regulation of transcription by RNA polymerase II. Lineage: Eukaryota; Metazoa; Chordata; Actinopteri; Cichliformes; Cichlidae. Gene Ontology annotation, molecular function: protein dimerization activity; DNA-binding transcription factor activity, RNA polymerase II-specific; RNA polymerase II cis-regulatory region sequence-specific DNA binding.
GGCUGGAGGGCAGAUCAGUUUGUGACAGGACUGUACAUUCCCUCAAAAGCCCCGAAUCCUGCUUCACGUUUCAGUUCUUCCCUAAAAAAGAGAGAAAAGUUUGGUCAUCACUGGAUUUUCUUCUUCCUGCUGUGAUCUGGACUGAACCAUGGAGUUGUCGGAUAUCUCUUUCCCCAUCCCCACCGCUGAUGAUUUCUAUGACGACCCCUGCUUUAACACCAGUGACAUGCACUUCUUCGAGGACCUGGACCCGCGGCUGGUCCAUGUGGGGCUGUUGAAGCCUGACGACUCCUCCUCUUCAUCCUCAUCCUCCCCUUCCUCCUCUUCCUCCUCCCCGUCCUCCCUCCUGCACCUCCACCACCAUGCCGAGGUGGAGGACGACGAGCACGUCCGCGCCCCCAGCGGGCACCACCAGGCGGGCCGCUGCCUGCUCUGGGCCUGCAAGGCCUGCAAGAGGAAGACGACCAACGCGGACCGGCGGAAGGCGGCCACGCUGCGGGAGCGCCGGCGGCUCAGCAAGGUCAACGACGCCUUCGAGACCCUAAAGCGCUGCACGACGGCCAACCCCAACCAGAGGCUGCCAAAGGUGGAGAUCCUGCGCAACGCCAUCAGCUACAUCGAGUCCCUGCAGGCGCUGCUGCGCGGUGGCCAGGAAGACGGCUUCUACCCGGUGCUGGAGCACUACAGCGGGGACUCGGACGCAUCCAGCCCCCGCUCCAACUGCUCCGACGGCAUGACGGAUUUUAACGGCCCCACCUGUCAGACAACCAGAAGAGGAAGUUAUGACAGCUCUUAUUUCUCCGAGACUCCAAACGGCGGUCUGAAAAGCGAACGCAGUUCAGUGGUGUCCAGUCUGGACUGCCUGUCCAGCAUUGUGGAGCGGAUCUCCACCGAUAACAGCAGCCUGCUGCCGCCUGCUGACGGCCCAGGAUCCCCACCGACGACAACUGUGCCGGUGGGUGAAGCAGGCACUGCCCCGGCGACCACUCAGGUCUCGUCUCCGACUGCCAGUCAGGACCCCAGCCUGAUUUACCAAGUCCUAUAGACCCUCACACAUAGAUAUUCAACUCGGACAUUACAAUAAAUUAAAAAAAUCCCCAAAUCUUGUCAAGCCAUCCAGCCAUAAGAACACACACACACACACACACACUGAAAAUGAUUAUUUACACCAGCUGAACUGAGAAACCACCACUAUGGUUUAUCAGCUGCUUCUUAUGUAUUUAUUCUCUUUAGAUCAAUGUAUGGAAGCUCAUUCCUGCCAGAAAAAAAGAUCAGCAGUAAAAAUCAUUUUAAGUGUUUUCAAUUGAGUUGCCAAGAAAAAAAUCCCGUGGCUGUGAGGUCUAAUUAAAAGUACACAUACCUAAGAUUUAUUUUCAGUUAUUAGAUAUAUAUUUAACAAAGGAAUGAUAAAAUCUAGAAUUACUGAUGUAAAGAAAGAUUUUUUUAAGCGUCCAAACUAAACAUCUCAAUGUUUCAUGAUCAGAUGCGGUUUGUUGAUUCUACACGGAGACGCUAAUAAAAGGAGGAGCCUGAAAAAAAUGAUUUUAAAAAGUCAUAGUCAGGAGCUGAAGUCUUAAUUUUGACCUUGUAUGUCAUACAAAUGAAAAGUUGCUUUUAUCAUUCCAAAGUUACCUACAUUAGUUAAUUUUCCAAGCAGGAAUGAGCUUCCACAGCCACCCCAGAUUCCCUUUCCUGUUUCUGAAAUAAGUCGAGAUCAGACCACUUAAUUCUAUAGUUACGUUUUAAAUAGAAACCAGUUCGGUUCUUGCUGUAUUUUUAUUUAAUUUUAAGUUAUGAAAAAUAUUUUAAGCCUCAGCUUAGUCUUUCAGAUGGAUCCCCCCACCUUCCCCACUCCAGCCUUCUGUGUAUAGUCUAGCUGAUGAAGGACGGAGGCCAAAAACCACCCAUUAACAUUCCUCCACUUUCGUCUAUCUGAAGUCCGAAAGGCCCCAGCUGUUCGAUUCCCUCAGGAGGAAAAAGGAACUACAGUAACUGUUUGACAUUUUAGAAGGAAACUUGAUGUAAAAGCACAAAUUUCUGCAGUAAAAGCUUAACAGAAUCCGGCCUGCGGGUACAGAAGUAUUGUAGUGACUUUUUUUCCUCCCGUCAGUUUUGAAGUAGGUUCAGACCUCCUUCCUGUCCAAAACGGAUUUUUAAUUUCUUUCAUUUGUCAUUUCACUCACUGCAGCGGAGGACCACUUUUCUGUUUCUGUAAAUAUUCUGUAAAUAAGAGCUGAUUUGUUCCAACUGAAAGUAUUAAUUAUGUAUUUAAUGUUUCUGUCUGUACGUGCUUUUGUUUGUUGUGAAAAAUGUUAAACUUUAUAUUUAUACAUCUGAAAAUGAGUGACAGU